Necator americanus (New World hookworm) is the source of this 345-nucleotide messenger RNA. RefSeq lists its product as uncharacterized. Bases 1 to 345 code for a protein of 114 amino acids. NCBI's taxonomy places the organism in Eukaryota, Metazoa, Nematoda, Chromadorea, Rhabditida, Ancylostomatidae. The transcript is spliced from 2 exons. The record is from RefSeq and is a predicted model, not a curated record.
AUGCCUAAACUGGCAACCUUGCAUAUUGGGCUACAUCGUGUUCAAUCACGUGUCUCAGAGGGGGAUUUUCUGGUGGAUGUGAAGAUUGUUUCGCAGAACACAUCUUUUGGUCUUUUCAUUGAUGUUGAUGCAACUGAUGAUGGCCGUAGUAGGUGGUGGAGCAGAUUCGUUGUGAUGGUGGACAACAAUAGUCUUCAAUACUUCGUAUUAAGUGCUGCACUUAUGUUAUCCAUUUGUUUUAUAGUACGACUUUUGUUCCAUUUGAACGAAUACAAUCGUUUCAAAAAGGAAAUGGAGGCUUUCCGGGCAAGUUUUGAUCAGCCGGUUAGUGCUGCCUCUGUGUAG